CGCCCCGCCCCCAUUGACAAGGCAGGGAUGCAGGGCAUGCCUCUGAAAAGCCUGCAACCCCUCCAGACAGACCGGACCACUUUGGACUACACUCCUCAUUUAUUCCCCUCCAUAUGUUCUCCUCCACUCAGCUGCACGGAUUAGUUUAAGGGGAUUUAAAAGCGGAGAAUUACGCGCAAACGGCGCGCUUUUAUGGUUUUACGCUCAUUUAAUCAUUCCUGGAUCUAAAAAGUCGUAGUUCUGCUUCGCCUGUCAGAAACGCUUGGCAUGAGGGUGUAAGCCAGUUAGUUCACACUGCGUCCAGGUUGCUUAUUUUUCAAGGUUUUUUUAUUUUAAUUUCCUUCCUUUCUCCUGGAGGCGCGUGCGUUAUUUCUCCAUCUGCCAUGGCUGAUUCCAACGCUGAAUGCAACAUCAAGGUGUUGUGUCGAUUCCGUCCGCUGAACCAGUCUGAGAUUAUCCGCGGAGAUAAGUUCAUCCCGGUAUUCCAAGGAGAAGACACUGUAAUCUUUGGGGGGAAGUCAUAUGUGUUUGACCAGGUCUUCCCUACCAACACCACGCAGGAGCAAGUCUACAAUACAUGUGCCAAACAGAUUGUCAGAGAUGUACUUGGUGGAUACAAUGGGACUAUCUUUGCCUAUGGGCAGACCUCUUCAGGAAAAACACACACCAUGGAGGGGAAACUUCAUGAUCCCAAUGCAAUGGGAAUCAUUCCCAGGAUAGCCCAGGACAUUUUUGAACACAUAUUCGCCAUGGAUGAGAACCUGGAGUUUCAUAUAAAGGUCUCCUACUUUGAGAUCUACAUGGAAAAGAUCCGGGAUCUCCUUGAUGUAACAAAAACCAACCUGUCAGUUCAUGAAGACAAAUAUAGGGUUCCCUAUGUGAAGGGCUGCACAGAGCGCUUUGUCACCAGUCCAGAGGAAGUGAUGGAUGUGAUAGAUGAAGGGAAGGCCAAUCGUCACGUUGCAGUCACCAAUAUGAAUGAGCAUAGCUCUCGCAGUCACAGCAUCUUCCUGAUAAACAUCAAACAAGAAAAUGUAGAGACGGAGCAGAAACUCUGUGGGAAGCUUUACCUGGUUGACCUCGCUGGAAGUGAGAAGGUCAGUAAGACAGGUGCAGAGGGAGCGGUGCUGGAUGAGGCUAAGAACAUCAACAAGUCUCUGUCAGCUCUAGGGAACGUCAUUUCUGCUUUGGCUGAAGGAACGAAAUCUCAUGUGCCAUAUCGUGACAGCAAAAUGACUCGUAUUCUACAGGACUCGCUGGGUGGGAACUGCCGCACCACCAUGUUUAUCUGUUGCUCCCCUUCCAGCUACAACGAUGCAGAGACUAAAUCUACGCUGAUGUUUGGCCAACGAGCCAAGACCAUUAGAAAUACGGUCACAGUGAAUCUGGAGCUCACUGCAGAGCAGUGGAAGAAGAAGUACGAGAAGGAAAAGGAGAAGAACAGGUCGAUGAAGGAGACUAUACAAAGACUUGAAGCUGAGCUGAACCGCUGGAAGAACGGUGAUGUUAUUCUAGAGCGGCUGGGUGAAGGAUCUGAGGACGCCCCCUUUGUGCCUCUGGCUUUUGAAGAGCCAACUCUUGAAUUAUGCAGCCCGUGCACCCCCUGCACCCCUUGCAGCCCCUGCUCCAUAGCCUCAUCUAUUGUGGUUCAUAUCUCUGAAGAAGAACGACACAUGUAUGAGGAAGAGAUCUGCAAACUGUACAAGCAGCUGGAUGAUAAGGAUGACGAGAUCAACCACCAGAGCCAGAUGGUGGAGAAGCUAAAGGAGCAGAUGCUUGACCAGGAGGAGCUUUUAGCUUCAUCCAGAGGAGACAGUGAGAGGGUGCAUUCAGAGCUGGGCAGGCUGCAGGCAGAAAAUGAAUCCUCUAAGACUGAGGUGAAGGAGGUGCUUCAGGCACUGGAGGAGCUGGCUGUAAACUACGACCAAAAAAGCCUGGAGGUCGAGGAGAAAAGCAUGCAGAACAAACUCCUAGCUGAAGAACUUGAGAAGAAGAUGGCUCACCUUAGGGCUUUAGAGGCAGAGCUGUGCCGUAUCCAGGAGGUGAGCAGCCACCAAAGAAAACGCAUUGCUGAGGUUCUCAAUGGCCUCAUGAGAGACCUGCGUGAGUUCAGCACUAUAGUUGGAAACAGGGAAAUCAAGCUGCCCGUUGAGAUCAGUGGUGCAGUCGAGGAGGAGUUCACAGUGGCCCGGCUCUACAUCAGCAAGAUAAAGUCUGAGGUGAAGUCCAUGGUGAAACGCUGCCGACACCUGGAGAACCUCCAAACGGAGUGCAACAAAAAGAUGGAGGAAACAAGCCGAGAGCUGUCGUCAUGCCAUCUUCUUGUCUCGCAGCAUGAGGCAAAGAUCCAGUCUUUGGUGGAGUACAUGCAGAAUAUGGACUUAAAGAAGCGACAACUGGAGGAGAGCUACGAUUCCCUGACUGAGGAGCUGGCCAAGCUCAGAGCUCAAGAAAGCAUGUCAUGGGUGACCAGUGGGGAAAACAGCACAUCUCUCCAGUCUGAUAUUAAGAAAGCUCUAGAGGAGCAGAUGCAGUCACACCGUGAAGCCCAAAGCAAGCAGCUCGGCCGCCUCCGAGAUGAGAUCAAUGACAAGCAGAAGACCAUUGGUGAAUUAACAGACUGCAACCAGAAGCAGCAUCUGGAGUUGGAGCACCUGCACUGCGACUUUGAACGUCUCAGAAGUCGGGAGCAUCACAAGAGCUGCCAGCUGGAGGAACUGACAUUUCUGUGUGAACGGCACGAGCAGUCAAAGCAGGACCUCAAAGGGUUGGAGGAGACUGUUGCCCGUGAACUCUACACCCUGCACAACCUCCGUAAGCUCUUUGUUCAAGACCUCACGACUCGAGUUAGAAAAAGUACAGAUAUUGAACCUGGCGAUUCUGGGGGAUUUAUCACUCAAAAACAAAAGAUAUCUUUUCUUGAAAACAACUUGGAGCAGCUUAGUAAAGUUCACAAACAGCUGGUACGAGACAAUGCAGAUCUUCGCUGUGAGCUUCCAAAACUGGAGAAACGUCUUCGCUCUACAGCUGAUAGAGUUAAGGCACUGGAGGGAGCGCUGAAGGAGGCCAAGGAGAGUGCCAUGAAAGACCGUCAACGCUACCAGCAGGAAGUGGAGCGAAUCAAGGAUGUGAUGAGGCGCACUCCUUUCCGCCGGCCCCAUGCUGCACAGAUAGCCAAGCCUGUGCGCCCUGGUCACUACCCACUCGUCAACCACUUUUUUUUCCGAGGCUACAGUGAAAGCCCUGUUGCCUUCUGCAAUGCGGGAUUCCAGAAUAAAAACGAAGCAUCAGCUUCCAUUGAAGCUCUCCCAGCACAUGACGACAAGGCCAGAUUACCUGAAGAUGACUGCAACCAGAACAGCCCCGUAGAACAUCUAGAAUCACUAAGUGAUGACGACAGUGAUGCUCAGAACAUCAUGCCUCCAGCUGAAGCAGUAAGCAAAGCAGAGAAGUCUUCAGAAAUGCUUGAUUCAGAAAAUGGAAACACCACAGAUAUCAAUGACAACAGGACACAGCCAAACUCUAUAAGCGGCAAAAUGAGGCUCCAGCCUGCUAAGGCAGGCAAAUGUUUCUGAGGCCUCCAUUGUAAAUCUGCAUGGAGAUGAUCACUUUUGUCCCAGACUCCUCUUCAGGCCCUUUUCCCACCUGCUGUAAACAGUCCUCUUUGUGUCCGUUUCCUAGCCUCAGUCUAUUUUUUUCUGGCUCCUUCAUCUUUCUGUGUCUGGGUAGCUGAACAGCCAGCACCGCAUCUCAGAAACCUACCAGCCUACACCUGCAGCUGCACCCUGUCCCCAUAACUUGAAAUAGAAUGGGACAAAAAUAGAGGAGGGGAGUGAAAAGCUGCAGUGCAACGUCUUACCACCAGAGUGUGCUCAUUAGAUGUAGGGGCAAAUCAGAAGAAAAAAUAAAUACAUUUUAAACCCCCGUUCUUAUUAUCAUCUAUAGUAGGUUUAUGGACACAUAAAAACUCAACUCUUGAGGAUAUGAAAUGUAAAAUGUGAUGUGAAAACAGUCCUAACCCUGUGCUCACUUUGUUAGUAUUUAUUCUUUUUUCUGCAUGUUUAUUUUUGGAUGAAAAAGAUCUUGCUUGACAGUAUUAUGUUGAAAUAUUAGUUUCAUAAGAGCGCAGGGACUUUGUGAUGAAAUCUAUAAAUGGUUAACAGAAAAAACCCUGAAGCUAAAAGUAUUCUACAAUGUUUUAUAGUGGAAUGACCAGCUCUGUAUUUGUCAAUUAGAAGCGAUUAAUUUUCUUUCUUUGAAUUAGUGGGAUCAUUAAUUUAUUAGGAAUUAGGAACAUUGGUGCUCCCAUUCUUUCAUAGUUGAUUUUUUGAAGACAAGAAAACAUGUGACAAUGACAUAUUUCUAUUUUUACUUUAAACAGAUCUCUUAUUUUAUUCCACAUUUCAAGUAGAGUUUAGCUUAUCUUUUAUUUAAAGCCUCCUGGCAGCUGAUGUUUGACUAUCCUCAGUGUCACCAACUGAUUUAAUAUAAAAAGCUAUCAGGGUAAAGAGUUGCAUUCUGAUUUAUUCUAUUGUUCAUAACAUUUGGAAUUUUUAAAACCUGAUAAAGAGAGAAAGAAGAAAUAAAAAGCUUUUGGUUGUCUAAAUCCUGCUGACUUCUGGAAGGUUAGAUAUUGGAUUCUCUUUUAUUCUUUAAGAUGCAAAAUAUGCAUCUUUAAAAAUGAAUAAUGUGGACCUGCAACAAAAAGAGAAAAGAAAAUUAAAGGCAAAAAAAUAUUUAGACCUCAUUUUUAGAGCUAAGGGAAGUUUGAACUAUUAACUUAUUGCGUUCAUACAUGUUUACCUCAUUUUUUGAACGAAUGCUGUGACAAAGAAAACAUCUUGUUACAAGAACACAAAUCCCUUUUAACAUACGGUAGAUCCUAACACCCUAUUUCUGGGUGUUUUGAUUCCAUCCACAAAGUCUCAGUUUAGUUUCAGUAUGCUACAGAUUUAUGCAACUAUUGCAGUUUGGAUUACAUCAAGGUUGAUAAAACAAAACUAAACUGGCAAAGCUCAGUAGCGCUUGACAAAGAUUCUUCGUAUCCUAUCUUUUUACAGAAAAAUUUAUUUUUACAUCAGUAUAAGUAACACCACAGCACAGUAGCUUGCGAAAAUAUUUGUAACCUUAGAAACUGUUCACAUUUUUUUCAUAGUACAACCACAAACUUUAAUGUAUUUCACUUGGAUAUUCUGAUAGAGCAACACCAAUAGGUUUGUAUCUGGAACGAAAGGAAAAUUUUACAUGAGUUUCAAAAAUUUAGCUAAAGAAAAACAGGGCUAAGAUCUGAAAAGUGUGGGACGUAUUUUUGUAUAACCCCAUCUGAUAACCAAACAUACCGCCUAGUGCAGCCAGUUGCAUUUAAAACUAGUCAAUUGUCCACCUCUGUGUAAUUUAAUCUGAGAACACUUGCUAUAAAUAAUGGAUCUAAACCUCUGGGGGAAAAAACACAACAUUAUCAUGGAAACCAACCAAGAGACCAUCCGUGGAUACAGUUUUAGAGAAUUUUACAGCAGAGUUCAAUUAUUUUAAUUCUAUCCCAAUUUUGGAAUGCAUCUCAGAGCUCAUUUUAGGCCAUUUAAAAAUGUAAGUUUUAUACUUAUUCUAUGCUCUGCCAAGUAAUGGAGCAGACACGCAGAAAAAGAUGAUUUAGUCUCAUGAGACUAAAGCUUUUCACUUAAAGCAGUUGUCUUGCACCACAUACAGUACAAAAGCAUAACACCCUUUUUAGAUUUUUAUUAUUAAGCCAUUU
Molecule: messenger RNA, 5752 nt
Organism: Cyprinodon tularosa
Lineage: Eukaryota; Metazoa; Chordata; Actinopteri; Cyprinodontiformes; Cyprinodontidae
Gene: kif5ab
Product: kinesin family member 5A, b
Biological process (GO): microtubule-based movement; mitotic spindle organization
Molecular function (GO): microtubule binding; ATP binding; microtubule motor activity
Source: RefSeq, a predicted model, not a curated record